UGAAAUCUGCAUUGUGCCUGUCCGUAUUUCUCCGAAACUUUUUUUUUUUCCUUAUGCACCAGUUUUAAUCAAGCGGUUAUCGAUGUCAGCAGCCACAAUCAACCACCCCGUAAAGAUAGCCUGCUAAAUGAAGGAGAGGACCACAGAGCCAUCCUUGAUAUGAAAGUUAACGGUGAUCCGAGACGCAAAACAAAACCGUCGCAGCGCCAAUCAUCGAAUUCCAACAUCCAACGUGGUAACUCCUACUGUUCAACCCGCCAUUCCUCCAAUCCAACCUCUCCUCCCUCUCUGUAUAAAUCUUGGGUCCGAGGCCGACAGUUAAAGUCUUGCAGUUCCUGAUCAGGAAUUUUCAAGAUUUGCAUCUUGAUUGGUUGGUGCUAAAUUAUUAGUUCGCUUUCCUCCAUUAUCUUUUGCUUCUGUUUUCUAUAGUGUUUUCAGGUCAGUAAUUUUGUUCGUUUAUGCUCAUGACGAUGUCCUGGACUUGGAGGAACAUAGUUUCUCUUUCUUUCUUUAAGAAUCCCAGUGGCACCCGCCAGGAGAGAGUGAGGGAGAUCCAGCUUGGUGCCCAUACUGUACAAUCCCAUGGAUACGAAGUUGCAAAGUUCCACAGGCAUGACUGGAUUAUUUUGUUGCUUCUUGUAGUGAUAGAGAUCACUCUGUACGUCAUUCAUCCAUUUUACCGCUUUGUGGGGAAGGAUAUGAUGGAUGAUCUCAAAUAUCCACUGAAAGACAAUACAGUUCCUGUUUGGGCUGUUCCUAUGUAUGCAGUGUUGUUGCCCAUUGCCAUAUUUACUACCUUCUAUUUUCAUAGGAGAGAUGUUUAUGAUCUGCACAAUAGCAUAUUAGGGCUAUUAUUCUCCGUGUUGAUAACUGGGGUUAUCACGGAUGCAAUAAAAAAUGCAGUUGGUCGGCCUCGACCAGACUUCUUCUGGCGUUGUUUUCCUGAUGGAAAGGAUGUCUACAAUGAAUUGGGAAAUGUAAUUUGUCAUGGAAAAGCCAGUGUUAUAAAGGAAGGGCAUAAGAGCUUUCCUAGUGGUCAUACUUCAUGGUCUUUUGCAGGUCUUGGUUUUUUGUCAUUGUACUUAUCAGGCAAGAUAAAAGCAUUUGACCGUAGGGGCCAUGUGGCAAAACUAUGCAUACUUUUUCUUCCUCUGCUUGCGGCUUCUCUUGUUGGCAUUUCUCGAGUCGAUGACUAUUGGCACCAUUGGCAGGAUGUUUUUGCUGGAGGCAUCCUAGGCCUCUCAGUGGCAACGUUUUGCUAUUUGCAGUUCUUCCCACCCCCAUAUCAUACUGAUGGUUGUAGGCCUUAUGCAUACUUAAGGACAUUGGAAGAAUUAAAUGGCUGUGAACAACCAACCAAUGCAGUGAACACAUUAAAUGUGCAUGCUGUGAGGGUAGAGACUGUGAACCAACAAGUUGAACAGAACAAUACUGAGUUUAUGGGAUUAUCUAGGCCAAAUGAUUCUAGCAUGACAUUAGAUGAACUGGAAUCUGGGAGGAGGUAAUUUGUACAUCUUGUAAUUUGUUUAUCUGCACCUCCUUCUUGAUGUGCUGUAACUAUACUAGUCUCAUGUAAAUGUAUUGACACAAAUUCCCUUUUUUAGUUGCUCCUCUCUUCAGAGAAAAAGGCAUGCUUAAUAAUUAAUUCUA
Messenger RNA from Nelumbo nucifera (sacred lotus), 1650 nucleotides. RefSeq names its product lipid phosphate phosphatase 2-like. Gene Ontology annotation, molecular function: phosphatidate phosphatase activity. Gene Ontology annotation, cellular component: membrane. Lineage: Eukaryota; Viridiplantae; Streptophyta; Magnoliopsida; Proteales; Nelumbonaceae. The record is from RefSeq and is a predicted model, not a curated record. Gene Ontology annotation, biological process: phospholipid metabolic process; phospholipid dephosphorylation.